Williopsis jadinii is the source of this 672-nucleotide messenger RNA. RefSeq lists its product as uncharacterized. The record is from RefSeq and is a predicted model, not a curated record. The transcript has a single exon. Lineage: Eukaryota; Fungi; Ascomycota; Saccharomycetes; Phaffomycetales; Wickerhamomycetaceae. Gene Ontology annotation, biological process: protein catabolic process in the vacuole; cellular response to glucose starvation. Bases 1 to 672 code for a protein of 223 amino acids.
AUGUACACUCGAAGCCGUCCGUACUCCUAUGAUGACCAAUACAACAUUAUCUUGAAAAAUACGGUGAAGCAUUCAUCUCAGAGCAACUGCAUGAUUUCAGACUUUGCUGCCAUCGAUUACUUCCAGUUUGACUUUACCGAGCUUGAGCUACACAACUCUUGGAAAGUUGUACACAGCGGUAGUAUAAAUAAGUGCUUCAUACCACAUAGCACCGACAUUGCAAGAUUGGAGAACUUGAGCUGGAGAAAGUGGACACAGUUGAAGUACAACUUGGAGGAAGUGUCACCAGCAAUGGUUGACUGGAACAAAGAAUGCGAUAUUACUUGGUUGUACGGUCCGCUCGUGAGAAACGAUGGAAACUCUGAAAGCUUUGGAUUUGAAUCAUCGCCUACUCAUUUAACUAACGUGAAACGUUCUACAAGUAUUUGCAGUAUGUCAAGUACCUGUACGGUAGACAGUCUACCACUGUACAGCGAUGUGAGUGAUGAAGAAUCCUUAGAUGGUGACGACGAUAAUGAAGCUGGAUUCAUCAAGCCAAUCCUCAAACACCGCUAUUCACAUGGUCCGUUUGGUUUGGAGGAUCUAAGACGUUCCAAUCAGAGCAUCAAUGACACAAGAAAAUUCCGCAAAAGUGUGAGCUUUUCCGAUAUGGUUGAUAUCAGACAAUUUUAG